Pseudocercospora fijiensis CIRAD86 is the source of this 977-nucleotide messenger RNA. RefSeq lists its product as uncharacterized. The coding region runs from base 156 to 902 and encodes 248 amino acids. The transcript is spliced from 2 exons. The record is from RefSeq and is a predicted model, not a curated record. Lineage: Eukaryota; Fungi; Ascomycota; Dothideomycetes; Mycosphaerellales; Mycosphaerellaceae.
AGACACUCCCGAAAAGCACAAUCACGUCUCAUCACGGCCAGGCAAAGCUGUUGGUCUCCGGAAUUGAAAGGCUGUGCGCUGUCCGUCGCAACAGAGUUAUCGCUCUUCCAUGUUUCCCCAUACAUUUAGUCUUUGCAGGCCUGUGCCCUUAUCAAAUGCAUCAUCAAACUUUGCCAGGCUACCUCGAGUUCAUCGUAGAUCAUCAUCAGCGGUACAGCACCAUAAUCGCAGCCUACCGCCGUUUCCCUCAAAAUGCGAGGUACUCGACGAGUAUGCCCUUCCCCAUACCACUGCCUCGCUUUGAGGUUAGUUCUACCGUCUCUGCGAAUGGAUCAAGCAAGACGAAAACAUCAGAUCUAGAAUCUGAUCUUCCGGGCCAAUUGUACUACACCCAUGUCCCUGGUCUACCAAUCAACCGUCCCAUCGGCUUUCCGCACGUUGUCGACCCAACCACCUUCGACGAAGACACUGCUAUCGAUGGCCUCAGUUUAGGAGAUGGCAUCAGUACGUUCCUGUGGCUAUGGAAUCGCAACGAGUUCCACAAUUUCUUCAACCUGUCACACCCAAAGUUCGAGAUUUGGUAUCGUGCACCAGAUGGAGUCAUCAAGGACAUGGCAAUCUUGAGAAGCGGUCGGAAUGUGAUGGUUGGUCUGCGUAGGUCUUCCAAGACUACGAGCAUAGGUCAGCCCUGGGAACCUCCAAGUCCGCAAAUCAUCUCACUGAUCGAACGGAAUGGAAAGUGGUGUGGGAGAGCGUGUUCCGAAGCACCACACGCAAUCGAGUGGUAUGGUUCACAGCUCGCGAAGACGAUCAUAUACCACAAGCUCUGGGAUUUACAGUACUGGAACGCUUCAAUCACUAUAUGCCAUAAUUUCGGCGAAGGGAACGACUGCUUCAGAUGAAGCGCAAAUAACGUGUCAAAAGUGGAUAAUGUUUAGUGGUAAUGAUAAUAUAGUGACGAGAACAUCUCGAGGAAG